AAUAUGGACCGUACACUACAGGCAUUUAGAUAUUUUGGAUGCUCGUAGGGAUAGCACACUGUGGAUCCUAAGAUUAGACAGGAUAGGCGAUAGACUCUGUAUCACAACCAUUGGAUCUUGGCCUCAUAUUAUAGGUGGUGGGUUUUUUUUUUUUUUUUUUGAAAAGGAGGUGGUGGGUUAUUUCAGAUAUUUCUUAGAAUAUUUAGCAAAGGAUUAGAUUUUUGUGUGUUUUAUGCUGCACCAAGCCAACAAGAACACGAAAAACCGCGCACGCACACGCACACGCACACGCAAACAAAAUAUCGAGGCUAAAAAAUGUUCAAACUUUAGAGGCAGGGAGAGGUUGUAACAUCAUGGGAGAGGUAGUGGUUAGUAGUGAUGAAGAAUUGGAAGUGAAAACAGGAAGUGAAACAGAGGAGGGGAAACAGAGUAAAGAAGAAACAGAGAGUGAGACAGGGGAGGUGAAGAGGAAGAGGAAGAGGAAGAGGAAAGAAGGUGAAGUUUCAAAUAAUGGGUUAGUGAGAUGGGAGAGAUUUUUACCAAGAAUGGUAUUAAGGGUUUUGUUGGUUGAAGCUGAUGACUCAACUAGACAGAUAAUUGCUGCUCUUCUUAGAAAAUGUAGUUAUAAAGUUGCUACUGUUUCUGAUGGCUUAAAGGCAUGGGAGAUACUGAAAGAAAGACCACACAACAUAGACCUCAUAUUGACCGAAGUGGAUUUGCCCUCAGUAUCUGGAUAUGCUCUUCUUACUCUUAUUAUGGAGCACGAGAUUUGCAAAAACAUUCCAGUCAUAAUGAUGUCUUCUCAGGAUUCAAUUAAAACAGUUUAUAAAUGCAUGUUGAGAGGUGCUGCUGACUAUCUUGUUAAGCCUAUUAGGAAGAAUGAACUGAGAAACUUGUGGCAGCAUGUAUGGAGAAAACAAUCUUCCCUUGGUGGAGGAAAUGGCCCUCAUGAUGAAAGUGUUGGACAGGAUAAGAUUGAAGCAACUUCUGAAAAUAAUGCUGCUGGCAAUCAUUCAAGUGGUGAAAUGGCUUCUAUCCAGAGAGGUAAAGAGCAAACAGAGAAAGGGAGUGAUUCUCAGAGCUCUUGUACAAAGCCAGGCUUGGAAGCUGAGGGUGCCCACAUGGAAAACAUGCAGGAAUUCUUGCAGCCAGUAUGGAGCAAAUUUUCAUUGACUGACACAAAUAUGCAGAAGCAUGAAGAGCAUGUGAAUUUCGGUCAGAAAUUGCUUGUGCCUGAUAGUGAAGCUGAAGGUUCAGCUGCAGCUGCCUGUGAAGAUUCUAAUAAAAUUUCAGUGGACAAGGAAAUUACUCAGGGAAGUGGAAGAAUGACAGCUAAUAUUGCCAUCAAGGGCUGUGACAAAACUGGUGCCCUUGCCAACUCUCCUAGAGAAGCCAUUGACUUCAUGGGAGCAUCUACGAAUCACAAUUCUUUCAAUAAUGUCGAAAUCCACUUUGGUUCUUCUCCACAUUUGGAUCUUUCCUUGAGAAGAUCUCAUCCUAGUGGGUUUGAGACUCAAUUUACAGAAGAAAGACACACUCUCCGGCAUUCUAAUGCAUCAGCCUUUACAUGGUACACUAACAGGGCUUUGCAGCUUCCACAUUCAGCACUGGCAAAUACUGGGAAUCAGAAAGAAUUCAGGGCCAAUUGUGAUGAAAAAAUAUCCAGUAAUGUUAAUGGCUACAACUCCGAUGCCUUGAGGCUAGCACCAAGUACUCGAAGAAGUGCUCUCUCUCUUGCUGCUGGUCAAACCAAGGAAUAUGAUAUUGUAACUUCAUCUGCCGGUGAAAAAGUAAUUCCGAUCAACAUUCCUGUGAAAGAUACAAGGUUCAAUAAUCUAUGCAACAGUUAUGGUGCUGUGCUUCCCCCAAUAUUUUAUAAACAAUCAGAUUUAUCACCAAUGAUGAGUCAAAUCUCAGCUAGCCAGAAAGAACCCAUCCAUAAAGUGAACCCAUUUCAAUGUUCCAAUUAUGGGAGCACCUCUGUACAGCUCUGUGAUCGACUUGGUCAAAAUGCAAAUGAUUCCAUCAAUGGUUCUCUACAAAAGCAAGAAAACAAAUUGGAUUCUUUGGAAGGUAGAGAGCAUAUUUCUUCCAACACUGAUCAGAGUGCAAGUAGUGGUUUCUGUAAUGGAACCGCAAGUCACUUUAACAGCAUAGGCUAUGGAAGUGCUUCUGGAAGCUACAGCAAUGCUGAUCAAAUUGCUACUGUCAGGGCUGCUUCUGAGAGCAAAAAUGAAGAAGGUGUUUUCACACAUAACUCAAACUCUCAUCGAUCUAUUCAAAGAGAAGCAGCUCUAACCAAGUUUCGCUUGAAGCGUAAAGAGAGAUGCUAUGAAAAGAAGGUUCGGUAUGAGAGCAGGAAAAAACUUGCUGAGCAGCGUCCUAGGGUAAAAGGACAAUUUGUACGUCAAGUGCAUAUUGAUCUUUCACCUGCUGAAACUGACCAGUAGAGUGGAAGUUCAAGUGAUAGUAGGAUACUGUAAUUACAGUCAAUUAGAGUGGAUUCUGUGAUAACUUAGACUUAAAUUACCCGGCACUGCCUAUUGCUUUGUGAAGUCUAGAGGGAACAAUUUGUAAAGAGUAUGAAGAUGUUCCCGACAUCACAUUCAUGCUGAGCUGAUUUCUGGAUAUGACAGCUUAGUUUUCUAUUUCUCACGUUUUUCUUCCUCAAAUUUUGCGAGGCACAUCUUAUCUUAAUUCUUUA
Populus euphratica (Euphrates poplar) is the source of this 2704-nucleotide messenger RNA. RefSeq names its product two-component response regulator-like protein (gene PRR5). Lineage: Eukaryota; Viridiplantae; Streptophyta; Magnoliopsida; Malpighiales; Salicaceae. The transcript is spliced from 8 exons. The record is from RefSeq and is a predicted model, not a curated record. Gene Ontology annotation, biological process: cytokinin-activated signaling pathway; phosphorelay signal transduction system. The coding region runs from base 354 to 2450 and encodes 698 amino acids. Gene Ontology annotation, molecular function: protein binding.